GGGCGGAUUUCGGGCCCGGCCAGCAGGGCCGGCCCGGGCGGUGAGCGGCGCCCCCUGCGGGCCGCAGCGGGGCGGGACAGCUCUGCGCAGCCCCGGCUCCGACACGGAUGUGGUGGCUGCGGGCCCUUGGGACGGUCUGGCUACAGGACAAGUCCCGUGCCCCAGCACAUCAGGAUCUGUGCGGAGCACGCGGGCCGCGCCAGCACCUGGCGAGGACAGCGGGCUUCAGAUGUACUGUCUGGUGGUCCCCUCCUGGCAGUGCUCACAGCAGCGCUGAGAGUAUUGCCCUGGGUAGCAGCUGCGGCGCAAAGGGAGGGGACAGGACAGGACAGGACAGGACAGCUCGGCCCAGGGGGUUUUGGGGUGCGAAUCGUUCCCGCUGAACGCUCCGGUCAAAUACCUCCGCUCCCACGCGGAGCCAGCAGGGGGCGCCGCCGCCGCCCCGGGUAGGAGCCCCCUGCGGGCGGGCAGUGGAAGGGCUGGCGAUCAUCACGUGACCAGGACGCGGAAGUGCCUGCAGGAAGGGGGGGCAGCUGCUUCCGGUGCGGGACGAGGCGGACGCGGGCAGGGCCGGGGCCGCACCGACAGCGUCCCGCUAUGAGAGAGGCGCCGCGAGCCGCAGCAAAACACUAAAUUUGUAAUGAAAUGGAGUCUGGGUCAAGCUCCUUUCGAGUGGAAUUUCCAGAUUUUUCUAGCACCAUAUUGCAGAAGUUAAACCAACAGCGCCAGCAAGGACAAUUAUGUGAUGUGUCCAUUGUGGUUCAAGGCCAUCUUUUCAGAGCCCAUAAAGCUGUUCUUGCAGCUAGUUCACCUUACUUCUGUGAUCAGGUUCUCCUGAAAAACAGCAGGCGAAUAGUCCUGCCUGAUGUGAUGAAUCCUAGAGUAUUUGAAAACAUUCUUCUGUCUACCUAUACAGGCCGUCUGGUAAUGCCUGCACCAGAAAUUGUUAGUUAUCUGACAGCAGCAAGUUUCCUUCAGAUGUGGCACGUAGUGGAUAAGUGCACUGAAGUGCUUGAGGGAAACCCAACAGUUCUGUGUCAGAAGAUGAAUCAUGGCAGUGACCAUCAGUCCCCAAGCAGUAGUAGCUACAAUGGCCUUGUUGAAACCUUUGAACUUGGCUCUGGAGGACAGACAGAAUUCCACAAAGUGCAGGAACUAAGGGAUGGUGAAAAUGAAGAAGAGAGCUCUAAAGAUGAACUGUCGUGUCAGCUGACAGAACAUGAGUAUCUUCCCAGUAAUUCUUCAACAGAACACGAUAGACUUAGCACUGGAAUGACCAGUCAGGAUGGGGAAGAGGGAACUAGCGAUAGUGCAGAGUACCAGUAUACCAGACCAAUGUAUAGCAAACCCAGCAUCAUGUCUCACAAGCGGUGGAUCCAUGUGAAACCAGAAAGGUUUGAACAAGACUGUGAAGGCGUUGAUAAUCCUUAUGAUGAACACCAAGUUUCUGAAUCCAUGAAUACCAUCCAGGCAGAUCACUCAAUCCAGUCUUCAGGUGUUGAAGAUUUUCACAUAGGUGACAAAAAGAUGGAAGCAGAAUUUGAUGAACAGGCAGAUGAAAGUAAUUAUGAUGAACAAGUUGACUUCUAUGGGUCGUCUAUGGAAGAAUUUUCUGGUGAAAGGGCAGAUGGAAAUUUAAGUGCUCACAGACAGGAUCUUAUGAUGGCAGCAGGCUAUGGUGAAAGCAUUGAUAUGGCUGCUGGGAUUAAAGAAGAAACGUCUCUCACUGGAUUCUCCCAUGCCGAUAAGCUCUAUCCUUGUCAGUGUGGAAAAAGCUUUACACACAAAAGUCAGAGAGAUCGGCAUAUGAGUAUGCACCUUGGUCUUCGACCUUAUGGCUGUGGUGUCUGUGGUAAGAAAUUCAAAAUGAAACACCAUCUUGUAGGCCAUAUGAAAAUUCAUACAGGCAUAAAACCGUAUGAGUGUAACAUCUGUGGGAAAAGAUUUAUGUGGCGGGACAGUUUUCAUCGGCAUGUGACCUCCUGUACCAAGUCCUAUCAGGCUUCUAAAGCUGAGCAGAAUACUACUGAGAUGAACUAAGACAUUAGUGCUUACAUUUGUUUGGUAGAGUAAGAAAAAUAAACUAAUUAUGCAAAUAAUGUCUGGUACUUGCUAUUGUACAUUCUCAAAAAAAAAGUUUUAAUAAGUAUGCUGGUAUAAACAGAUCAAAUGUAUUUUGCUUCCUGCAAUAUUACUUCGGGUGUUUAUUGUGGGAAGUGCAUGUGGUUAAUCUGAAAGGUGCCUGCAAAAUGAGGUCUGAGAUCGAUUGUAAUCACAGCAGUAUUUAGAAGCCGUCUUGUAUUUCCAAGUCAUCUAAAUUCACAGUAAAACUCAGCUCUAAAUUGCCAAAAAUCCUGAAAAUACUUAGAUGAAUGAGAAAUUCAGGUUCUCAGGUUCCAUUAAUUUUCCUUAAUGGAAAAGAAAAUUAAGAUGAUCAAACUGGCUUAUACGACUCACAUUUAAAUGAAGAAAAAAAAGAGAAUUCCAUCUCAAGGUGAAGACUGCCAACAUACUUAACAUGCAUCAUUAGGUAGUGUGCAUCAUUCAGUAGCCUUUGUUGUAUUGCUUAAUGAAAGGCAGUGGUAAAGGUGGUUUGGCUUUCCAUUAUCCAUAUUCUUUUUUAAAAAUUUUUCUUCAGUAAAAUAAAUGUCUAAUUUUGUGCUGAUUUCUAUUUAGAGUCUGUAAUGCACUUACAGUUUUCACUAUAUAAACUUCAGUAUAUAUUAAGUAUACGUCAUACUUGCUCUUCUAGGGUCUAAUGCUGUACGACUCUUGACUUCAUUAGAUUUUAAUUACUAUGUUGUGAGAGCUUCUAGAAGUGUGUGUAAUAAGUAUGUCUUAUUAAAAAAUAAGACACCAACUAAAAGUAAAAUGUAACGUUUGGAACUUAGUCAAAACGGUCAAAUAUUUAAAGUGUAAAUUUCUGUUCAAAUUUUUGUGGCUUACUACAGUAGCAAGUACCAAACUCUGGAUUCAUGAACUGACUUGUUAUUGGUACAAAAACUUCUUUGAGAACUUCUAUCUAGUUUUAGAAACCUACUUGAGGAAAAUUACAUAGUCAUUGAUAGGUAUUUAUACUUUUAAUUCUUUACUAUUUGAAUAGUAUAUAAUACUGAUUCUUGGUACUGAACUACUGUGACUGGUAAUCACAAGCAGAGAUCUUGUUUACUUCCUCAAAGUUGCUUGUGGAAAAAAGUAGGAAGCAUGUGAUUUGGAUCUUCUAAUGGUACUGCAGAACAUGGUACCAUGCUUAUGUCUGAAGCUGGUAUUUUUGCUGAGAAAGUGACACUUGUUCUAUGUUAAGAUGAAGAUCUAUGUGUGGGGCUCUCAUUCAUGGAGAUAGAUGGAGCAGUGAGUAUAGUUCUAAGGGAUGCUGCCAGCUCUGCAGAUUGAGUAAAGGCAUCCGUUGAAAGGUGACAACAGGAUCUUGGGGUUGAAAGCUUAAUGCAGUCCAAUGCAAAAGCAAUUGCUUCUUAGUAAGCAAAAGCUUCUUCGUAGCUUACUGAAAUAUGACAAGGGAAGAACAUACAUAGAAUAUAAUAGAAAGAGGUGAUAACCAAGUACAGUGCUGUCCACAUGGGGAAAAAGUUAACCAGCUUUAAAGACCUAAGCCUCUCUGGCCCCAAUUUCUGUAUUAGGCACUGCUGUGUGCAGGAUAAUGUACUGGAACAGAUGACCCUGUAUGGUGAAGCAAAGCCACACAAAGAUUAUUACACUUCAGAUUCUUUUUUGAACUCCCAGUUACAAAUUGUCUUAAGGUACAACUGAACUGUAUCCUGAAAGUGAAUGUCUGCUGCAAGAUGAGGGUUUUCUACUCAGUGAGCUGUAAUUACUGUAAUUUCUUUACUGGCAUUCUACUUAAAAACCUUUUUUUUUUUUAAGAGGCUCUUAAUUAUUAAUCUUCUAAUGCUUCAAAUAUUUUUUCAUAUGGAAUACAGAUGCUCCCAAGUACAAUGAACCCAUUGCUGGCAAUGGGCAUAAAUGAUCAGCGCCACAGAGUUCCUGUUCUCAGCACUUAAUUAAACUCUACAAAUACCAUGGUGGCUAUGUUUAACCUUUGUGAUCAAGGUACUGAAACAGGGAUUUUGCUCAUUAACACUGUAACCUGCUUAAUGUAUAGCACUUUGUAUUUAAACAAAACAAAACCAAAAAAAAAAAAAAAAAACCACAAAAAAAAACCCAACCCCCCCCAAAAAAAAAAAAAAACCAAAACAAAAAAAAAAAAAACCAAACAAAAAAACCCAAAAAAAAACCCCAAAAAAAAAAAAAAAACCCAAAACAAACAAACAAAAAAAAAGACCAAACCAUAAUACUUUAUAAGUAUGUUUUUUAAACUUAGAAAUUAUAUUCCCUCUAUGGUUUGUUUACACACUACUAACACUGUCCUUUUUAAUACUAAAAAAUACUAUAAUGCUUGCCUGUUUACAUGAGGGUAGAGGAAAGGGUUCUUGCACUCAGUGGCCCUAUUUUUCCAUUCUCCAAGGCCUUACCCCAUACAUGGUGUCAUUUCUGCAAGUACCAUCAUCACAUUUGAAGGAAGGCAUUAGACUCAUAGACUGGUUUGGGUUGGAAGGAGAUUUUGAAGGUCAUCUACUUCCAACUCUCCUGCCAUAGAUAUGGACACCUUCAACUAGGCCAGGUUGCUCAGAGCCCCAUCCAACCUGGCCUUGAACGUGUCCAGGGUGUUUAUUUUCAUAUUCAUUUCAAGAAUGAUCUUGUGUAUUACAUUAGUUCUCAGCCCCUUUCCAAUUGUCACUUUAUUUUUGCAUAAAAAGGUUAAGGGUGCCUCUUCCCAUUUAACCAUAAAAAAGGCUGGACAGAAACACCAGUCUGAAAACUGUGGUCAAAAAAAAAAGUUGAACUCAGACCAUCCUACAGAGCUGCCAGCAAAACUGUUUCUUUUACCAGCUUAGAAUGACUUUUAUAUGGGAUAUUUCAAGGUUUGAUGUUACUUCUAUUUGCAGUUAGAUUACUUUGAAAUAAAGCUUUAAAAUCAAAUGUACUGCGAGAGACACUUUAAAGAUUUUAUAACAGGUUCAGUAGAUCAUAUUAUAGAACCAUUUCCUUUUUUAAUGACUUAGCAUGAAUAGGAACUUUUUAGUAUUUGCCUCUUGCUGUUUUACCCCAUGUUAUGGCAUUGUCUUGAAACUCUAGCAAAUGUUGCUCCACUGAUUUUUGUAGAACUUGGCUUUCUGCUGUUAAUUUACAUGAAACCAAUUGAUUGCAGGAAAAUACUGAUCUGAUUGUCAUGACUUCAGGUUGAGAGGAUUGAUGAUUUAAGGACAACUUGAGAUACAUGUCUAAAAUCCUUAUUUUUGCAUGUCACAGGUGAAACAGUUGUCUUGUGGUGUUUUUCUUGAACUCAGUUUAUUGCCCUUUGUGAAAUUUCUAAUCACCAUUUCAGGUACUGGGGAGGAAGAUAAAAAAUCACUUAAACCAUCUUCCUCAGGCCCAGCUUAAGUCUAACACCUCUUCUCCCUGCCUUUGUAUUCUCAGUUUCCCUUGCUUUCACCAAGAGUUGUAUUCAGUUCCUGCCAUUUCCUUUAGUAAGGUGACAGGUCACAGAGGAGGUUGGGGUCAUAUGCACAGUUCCUUGUCUGAUACUUUUCAUUUCUUAGUGGGUGUCUUCUGGUGCUUUGGCCUGGUCAGUGGUGACACUGGGCCACAGUCCCUUCAGGGAUGUGUCUGUUCCAGCCUGGUUCUUCUGUGAAACUCAGUUAUUUCAGAGGUGUACCUGCUCUGGCAGGGCUUUAGCUGUAGGCCAAAGUCAUCUUAGAAGUGAAUCUCCUCAGGCAGGAAGUGUUUCCUUCUGUGAGUGUGUCUAUACAUGUUCUCAGUGGCUUCAGGUGUUUUCCCGAGAGCAGCUCUUCAGUUUCUCCACCUGUCCCCAGGAGUAUUUUUUCCAUGUGUCUCCCGGCACCUCUUGCUAGCAGCUGCCACUCUUCCUUAAGUAUAAUUAAGCAGAAGCAUUAUGUGCACCUCUGGUUGAGAUUUUGGCUUGCAGUGGAUUGUUCUCCUCCAUUUUUUGUGCACGCUGAACUUCUUUUGACUAGUGCAGGGCAGCCUGCACACUCUAGCCACGCAUCACCUCUGCCACUGUUGGCCAGUGCAGUUGAACAUAGCAAGCCAAGAUAUACAGAUGCAGCUUCUGUCAAGCUUCUGAUCUUUGCUAAUGGAGUGGUCUUGUUCAAGGUAUGAAAAUUUUUUUCUUACUUAUGGGGAGGAGGGAAGCAAUCCAUAUAUAUAUAUGUAUAUAUAUAAUAUGACUGCAUAUGUAUAUGAUGAAUUUCAUUAAUCUUCCCGUAUGCUUCAUUACCUUUGAUGAUGUGGCUGUUGGCUGUAGUAAAGUGAGUGUCUUCUGAAAACCAGCAAUAUUGUAUACCCAGGUGGCUUUCAGACUUUCCUGCUGCUUUGAAGCCAUUCAUUGUCCUAGCAGUGGCAAGAAGACUUAAUGAUACUACAGCUAAGUUCCUUUUCAUUCCAUUUUGUAACUAUGAUGUUAAUUACCAUGGAAUCUGUCUAACUGCCAUUAUGAAAAAUUCAACUGUUAGCAGGGUUAAAAUCUGCUUAGGUGUAUAUCAAACCCUUUUGAGGGAGAAGGUUCCUAUUUCACACAUCAGUGUUGGUUUGCGGGGUGCUAUUUUGUUGUUUCAUUUUUUAAACUUUCCUUGUUAGUUUUAUGGAUGAGCAGAUAGACCCUAGAAGAUAUUGUCAGUACAGUUUUUGGUCACAGUUUUUUUCAUCUGAGGUGUGUCUGAGGUUGAGAAACCGUCCUGUAUCAUAAGCAAGGCAGAUGAUCAAAGGCUGAUGUAUUGAGCGUUCCAGUAUUACUGAUAGUGAAAGAAUGGAGGCAUAUCAGGGUUUGUAAUCUCAAUACUUUUGCCAGGGUGCCAGCAAGAUGACCUGUCUCUGAAUUAUGAGAGCCCACAGCAGUACAUUGAGUGUUUUGCUAUAACAGAAUUAGGACCUUUCUCAAAGCAACAAAGGAAGGUUGGGUUUUUUGUCUUUUAAGUGCUUCAUUGGGUAGCUUGGCUUCUUUAGCUAUUAGCUGUAAACUGUCAGUGGCCUAGGAGAAGAUGCCGGAAAAGAAGAUGGUAUAUUUUUAAUGUGAUUAAAUUGCAAGUUCUGAUUUUUGCUUGAA
Vidua chalybeata is the source of this 7141-nucleotide messenger RNA. RefSeq names its product zinc finger and BTB domain containing 43 (gene ZBTB43). The transcript is spliced from 2 exons. The coding region runs from base 646 to 2040 and encodes 464 amino acids. Gene Ontology annotation, molecular function: DNA-binding transcription factor activity, RNA polymerase II-specific; RNA polymerase II cis-regulatory region sequence-specific DNA binding; protein binding. The record is from RefSeq and is a predicted model, not a curated record. NCBI's taxonomy places the organism in Eukaryota, Metazoa, Chordata, Aves, Passeriformes, Viduidae. Gene Ontology annotation, biological process: regulation of transcription by RNA polymerase II.